AUGGCAACCGAAACGGCAACAGUUACACUUCCCUAUGAACAAGCCAGGGAAACAACGGAGGAGCUCGACUGGGCCGAUCUGAUAACUUUGGAUCUCUCCAAAUUUGACCAGCCUGGGGGUAAACAAGAAUUAGCCGCCGAGUUGUCGAGAGCCAUACAGGAAGUAGGAUUCUUCUAUGUUAAGAACCAUGGCCUGAGCAAGGAAGAUAUCGACACUCAGUUUGCUCUCGCAUCAUCCGUGUUAUCGCUAUCCGAUGAAGAGAAACUACCUUUCCGAGCUGCUUUAGAACAAGGCGACUAUAACGGUUGGAAGCCGGCAGGAACUCGAGACCUGAUUCCUGGCGUCAAGGACAAUUUUGAGAUUUAUAAUAUCCCCAAGUUCAUCCCCGAACAGGCUGGUCGUCCUCACCCCGAAGUUGUCAAGCAGCACUGGGCUACUAUUGAGAGGUUUUCAAAGCACAUACACGACCAGAUUGUCAAAAAACUCCUUGUUAUCUUUGCCAUUAUACUAGAGCUUGACGAUGAAGAUUGGUUCGUCAACCGACAUCGUUAUGAACAGAGCAGUGGCGAUCAUUUGCGGUAUAUGAAAUAUUACGCAAGAAGUGAGGAGGAGAACAAGAAACUGGGCGGUGUAUGGCUUAAAGGCCACUCAGAUAUGGGGAGCCUAACACUACUUUUCCGUCAACCCGUCGCUGCUCUCCAGGUUCUAAGCAAUGACGGAACGUGGAAAUGGGUACGUCCACAAACAGAUGCCCUCACCGUCAACAUUGCAGAUGCCCUCCAAUUCCUCACAACUAACAUGCAAUCAACCGAUGGUUUCUUAAAGUCCAGCAUACACAGAGUUGUGGCUCCGCCGAAGGAUCAGGCGCACAUCAAUCGCUUAGGCGUCCUUUACAUGGUUCGAGUCGAAGAUGAUACAGAAUUGGUCCCUAUUCAAGAUUCUGCAGUGCUGCGUGAGCGCGGUUUACUUGAACAGAACAUCUUGGGUACGGAUGGAAAGCCUUUGAAGGCUGGCGAAUGGGUGAAGCAGAGAGUUAUCAAGAACCUGGGCUCCACCAGCACCGCCAAGGGCGAUAACGAAGAGAAGGAUGUCGAGAUCUUAAAGGGCGUCAAGGUCAAAUACUAUGACUAG
Fusarium sp. VM40 is the source of this 1131-nucleotide messenger RNA. The record is from the annotation of a GenBank genome assembly. Lineage: Eukaryota; Fungi; Ascomycota; Sordariomycetes; Hypocreales; Nectriaceae.